AUGCGGGUUCCCCAGGCUCCCCGUGCCGUCCCUCUUGUAGGGAGUCUAACAGGGGGCCCUACAGGCGGUCUUACUGGGGGUGUGCGGCCCCUAGGGGCCCUAGCGGGGGCCCCCCCUCCCCUUAAUCGCUCUGUAGGAAGCCUGGGUACUGGAUCAUGGAUGAGGCUGGCGCUGCAGCGGACAUCCGCGCUGCUGGCAGGGGAGAAGGUGCAGCAAGGCCAGCAGCAGCAGCAGCAGCAGCAGGACGUGCAGAAAGGAACAGGAUCUGCUGCUGCUCCUGCUGCUCCUACUCCUGCUGCUCCUGCUCCUGCUGCUGCCGCUCAUGAUGGCGAGAAGCAGCAGAAGCAAGCAACUAAGCGGCCAUCAGCGCUGCAAGAGGAGCAGCAGCAGCAGCAGGAAGAGGAGGACGACCAGCAGCAGCAGCAGCAGCAGCAGCAAGGGAAGAGCAGCAGCAAAUCAAGACGCAGCAAGAGAGUACCCUCAGGGUCUGACGAAUGUGUCUCUCGUGAUCCUCCUGUAGGGAAGCGCCGCAAAGGAGAAGCAGCAGCAGCUGCUGCAGUUGCUGCUGCUCCUGCUGCUGAUCCUGCUCCUGCUGCCCCUGUUGCUGCUGAUACCUCGUCAGGAAGGCAGAAGGGCCCCAUCAUGGGGGCCCCUCCUGUCUCCAUAGAUAAAGGAGAAAAAGAAAUAAAUAAAAAGGGUACUAAGGAGACAGAGGAGGCCCCAUCAAAGGUAAAAAAGAGGCAGCAUAAGAGUAAGAGAGCAGCAGCAGCAGCAGCAGCAGCAGAAGACAUGACUGCAGCAGAAGACACAGACACAGCAGCAGCAGCAGCAGCAGAUGCUGCUAAUUCCUCUGAACAUGACUACAGCCAUGAGAGGGAGCAGCACAAGCAGCGGCAGCACCACAAGCAGCAUAAGCAGCAGCAACAGGAACAGCAGCAGCAGCAGCAGCAGCAGCAGCAGCAGAGAGAAAGGCCUCCAGAGGAGACAGCAGAAAGCUUUUCUUUUGUUGUUGGUCUUAUUGGUGGUCUUGCUGUGCCCGCCUCUGCUGCUGCUGCUGCUGCUUCUACAGCACCUAGCGACGAGCAGCAGCAACAGCAGCAGCAGCAGGAAGAGCAGCAGCAGCAGCAGCAGGAAAGACGAAGGAAACACCACAAAUCCUCAAGAAGAAAAGUACCCGAUUAUGAAUCUCCUGAUGAGGGGCCCCUGGGGGCCCCGGUGGGGCGCAGCAGCCAUCUUAGCGACUGCAGCAGGAGCUCCAAGCAGCAGCAACAGCAGCAGCAGCAGCAGGAGAUGGAGACAGAGAAGGCUAGAAGGAGACGCAAAGAUCGCCGCCGCCACCGCCGCUCAGCGGAGGCCCUAUCGGGUACUGGGGACCUCUUGGGGGCCCCUGUACCCUCUGGGGGCCCCCUGGAGGAGGCCCCCGAGGCCCCCAUAGAAGAGGAGAGGGACUGGGAGGGGCCCCCUCCUGACUAUGUAAGCGAAGGGAGAGAUAAGGGUAUAGAGGAGGGUACAAAGAGGGUACUGAACCCUAAAGGGGCCCCCCAUGCAACAUCAAUAGGGGUACAGGCAGGGGCCCCCUGCCAUCCUUGCUUCUCCUCUGUCUGGUCCCUUGAUCUUAAUGCAGCAGCACUGAUGCAGCAGCAGCAGGAGCAGCAGCAGCUGCAGCAGCUGCAGCAGCUAAUAGGGGACCAAGAUAAACCUAAUAAAGAUACAACAGCACCUCCUGCGGAGGGGGGCCCCCAUGGGGGCCCUCCCUGCCCCGUACCCAAUGCAGCAGAUCCUAAUUCACACUUCCCUUCUGCUGCAGCAGCAGCAACAGCAGCAGCAGCAGCUGCUGCUGCUGCUACAUGGAGUAGUGAUGCUGCUACCUGUAAGCAGCUGUAUGAAGAAAGUUCUUCAUCAGGAGAGGAGUCCCCUAUACCUAAAUAUAAUAAUAGGGGGCCCCUAAGGGGCCCCCCCCACAGGGGGGCCCCAGGGGCCCCCCCACUGCAGCCCCGUUACCGUUCCUUUGGCAGCAGUUCCCGCUGCAGUCUUUUCUCCUCCCCUGCAGCAGCAGCAGCAGCAGGACCUCCUGAGCGUUAUGGAGGCCCCACAGGAGGGGUUCUUUCUACGGGGGGCCCCCCUGGGGGCCCCCCACUACCUGAGGACCCCUCUAGUGAUGCUGCACGGCUGGUUAGGGCCCUGCAGAGGGUGCACCGCAGGUUGCUGCUGCGGGGACAAAGUGCUGUGCUGCGCAGCGACAGCAGCAGCGAAGAAGAAGGCAGCAGCAGAGAGGCUUCUCCCCCUCCCUCACCUAUUGCUGUUGGUGCAGCAGCAGCAGCAGAUGCUGCUGCUGCUGCAGAUGCGCCUCGUGAUGGGGGACAGGGAAGUACAGGUCUUGCUGCUCUUGCUACCAGUGAUGCAGCAGCAGCAGCAGCAGCACCUCUGAAUACACCCGCUGCUGCUGCUGCUGCACCUGCUGCCGUUUCUCCUCCACCAAGCGCCACUCUAGCGCAGGCCGCAGCAACUGCAACAGCAGCAGUACCUGCUGCUGCUGCUGCUGCUCUUGCUGCAGUUGCUACACCCUAUCUUCGCCGCCGCCAGCCUCGCAGCAGCGCACCCCCUUCUUUGUAUCUUUAUGGGGGCCCCCGGGGGGGCCCCCACGACCUCCUUAGCGGCAGCAGCGACUCGGAGGGCCCCCUGCCAGAGAGGCCUUCAAUACCAAUGCCUAGCAGCAGCAGCAGCAGCAGCAGCAGCAGCGGCAGCGGCAGCACGAAGAGUAUCAGGAAAAGCAGCAACAGCACUGGCAGCAGCCCCGUUAGCAGCAGCAGCAGGAGAGCAGCAGCAGCAGGCAAUCAGGGUACAGUGGGUAGUCCCCUUAAAUCUGCGGAGACACCGCAAAGGUUAGGGGGCCCCCUAGGGGGCCCCCCUAAGCCCCCUGUAGUUUUAGAGGGUACCCCACAGAUGCAGCAUAGCUCGAGCAGCACGGCUGCUGCAGCAGCAGCAGCUGCUGCAGCAGCAGCAGCUGAUGCAGCCACACCGUUGCUGCUUGAAGCGCCAAGCCUUACCGCCUGGUGGGGACCCAAGGUGCUGGCGAAGAGACAGCAGCAGGAGCAGCAGCAGCAGCAGCAGCAGCAGCAGCAGCAGCAGGAAGUGCAGCAGGAGCAGCAGCAACAGCAGCAGAGCCCGCAGCAGCAGGUGGAGGAACCGCCAUUGCAGCAGCAAGAGAUACAGGAGGAGGAAGACAUGCAGGAAGACAUGCAUCAAGAGCAGCAGCAGCAGCAGGAGCAGGGCGAGCUGCAGCAGCAGGAGGAACAGGAGCAGCAGCAGCAGGAGGACAAUUCUCAAGUGCUGCAGCAGCAACAGGGUGCGCAGCAGUUGCUGCUGCUGCUGCAGCAGCAACAGCAGCAUUCGCCGCAGCCGGAGGACCUCCAACAGACGCAGCUGCAGCGUGAAGAACUGCAGCCUCAGCAGCAGCAGCAGCAGCAGCAACAGCAGCAGGAAGAGCUGCAGCAAACGCAGCUGCAGCGGGACGAACCGCAGCCACAGCCGCAGCAACCUCUUCAGCAACAGCUGCAGCAGCUGCAGCAGCAGCAGCAGCAGCAGCAGCACGAAGGAGAAUUGUAUAAAAGUCUUGCUGCUGAUGACGGGGUGUCUCCCUAUCCUCUGCUGCCGUCUCCUAACAAAGAAAGAUUCUCCUUUAAGAGGGGGCCCCCCAUGGCAGCAGCAGCAACAGCAGCAGCAACAGAAGCAGCAGCAGCAGCUAACGGCACUCCCUCUAGGGGGCCCCUCAGCGACAACAGGGUACAGCAGGGGACCCCCACUGCAACGUCUCCUCGCUCAGUGCAGCAGCAGGAAGGAGCAGCAGAUCAAUUGGGGGGGCCCCUCGGAGAUACAGAGGCAUCCUCACAGGGUACAGGGGGGCCCCCAAGGGAAGAAAGUGAUGCAGGGACCUCUCCAGCGCAAGAAGAGGGUACCGAGGGGGCCCCAUCGCAAACAGAGGAUAUGGAGGCCCCCCACACACAUAUAGAGGGUGCAGAGGGGCCCCCAUCACAACCUGAUGGUACGGAGGGGCCCCCAGCCGAAGCAGAAGGUACCCAGGGGCCCACAAUAGAGGGCAAGGGUUCAGAGGGGCACAACGGCUAUCCAAAGAGUAGCGAGGGGGCCCUAGAAGAGACAGUACAUGAGGGGGGCCCUGAGGGGACAGCUGAAGAGGACAGGGGGCCCCCUGAAGAGACACAUGAGGAAGGGGCCCCGGAGGAGACACCUGGGGAGGGGGCCCCCAAGGAGACAGUUGCUGCAUGGGGUACACAAGAGAUAGAAGGAGAAGAUAUUAUCUUAUCCGAAGAGGGUACAAAUGGGGGGCCCCUUGAGGGGGGCCCCCUUAUGUACCCUGUAGGUGGGGAGGGGCCCCCUCUUGUUGUCUCCUUAUUUGAUUCAGAAGGAGAGACAGGCAGCAGAGACACAUCUCCUAGACCGCAGCAGCAGCAGCAGGAGCACGAGGAGCAGCAGCAACUGCUGCAGCAUCCACGUGGAGCAGCAGCAGCAGAAGCAGCAGAAGCAGCGAUGGAGACAGACGAAAACGUCCCCGAGCAGCAGCAGCAGCAACAACAGCAGCAGCAACAGCAGCAGCAGCAGCAGCAUUUGCUGCCAUGGGAAGAGAAGGCAUUAAAGUGCGACAAAGUGUCUCCUUUAUCCAACCCCGAGUUCCCUCAAGCUGCUGCUGCUGCAGCAGCAGCUGCUGCAGCAGCAGCAGCAGCAACACCACCACCACCAACAGCAGCAGCAGCAGCAACAGCAGCAGCAGCAGCAGCAAGUCCCCCUUCCUGCUGGUUUAAGAGUCUAGGGGAUAUAAGGAGACACAAGACAGCAGCAAAUCCGCGUGUCUCUCGUUGCGGUGUAUUGACAGAUGAUGAUAUUAAAUUAGCACAUAAAUUAAUGGGUAUUCCCCUAGAGGAGGAGGGGGCCCCCUCGGAGGGGGGCCCCCCUACUGAAGGGGGCCCCCCUGCAGAGGGGGGCCCCCCUACUGAGGGGCCCCCCACCAGAGCUCGCUUUGGCAUCUGCCUGACUCGGGUUCCUCGUUGUUUGUUGCUUCCUUCGCACUUUUAUAGUUCUCUUUCUUUAUAUGGUUUCCCUGCAGUCAGGCGUUGGACAUUAAGAGGAGAUAUAGAUCUAUUUUCUUUUGAUGUUAUUCUUCUUCCCCUCCAUUUAGAUAAAAGGGCACAUUGGGCACUUGGUUGCCUCCUUAUCAGGGAAAAGAAGGUUCUUUACUUUGAUUCUCUUCGUUGUGACGAAGAUGCUGCCAAAUUCUAUAAGAUAAUGAGGAAUUAUUUAGCAGCAGAACAUUUAGAUAAAAAGAAGAAACCCUUGCCUACUGCUGAAUGGCGUGGUGUUAUCCCUGUAAACCCUAAACCCUAA
Messenger RNA from Eimeria maxima, 5397 nucleotides. Its product is annotated as Ulp1 protease, related. The record is from RefSeq and is a predicted model, not a curated record. Gene Ontology annotation, molecular function: cysteine-type peptidase activity. The transcript has 6 exons. Bases 1 to 5397 code for a protein of 1798 amino acids. Gene Ontology annotation, biological process: proteolysis. NCBI's taxonomy places the organism in Eukaryota, Apicomplexa, Conoidasida, Eucoccidiorida, Eimeriidae.